Molecule: messenger RNA, 956 nt
Organism: Trematosphaeria pertusa
Lineage: Eukaryota; Fungi; Ascomycota; Dothideomycetes; Pleosporales; Trematosphaeriaceae
Exons: 1
Coding region: 164-781 (205 amino acids)
Source: RefSeq, a predicted model, not a curated record
GAUUUUCGGAGCGCUCUAAAGGAUAGGUCCGUCAGAACGAGGAAAUUGGUAUUGCGGCCACGGGCUCGGAGGUUGCCAACGCCACGCCCCAAUGUUGCGAGGACUUACAGCGCGCUGAGCAGCUUGUGCUAGCUAGCUAUCCCCUCCGCUGCCAUCCUCCGAUAUGGUGUCUCAGCUGGUGAGGAAGAAGAGAGGGGUGUUCGUACUGGAGGAACGCUGCCGACGUUGUUGUAUAGCGGGCUCCGACGUAGAGCAGCGCCGAAGUGAGACUCCGCUCAAAGCAUUCGCGUCUCAUAUCCAGGAGAGCAAGGGGCCAUGGCGGUCCUCCGCGUUUCCGCGUUGGAGAGGCUGCAAGACGAAGCACCUUGACUCGUCCACCGUUUUCAUUGCGGGACCCAACGUGACUCAGGAGAUUUUCUCGACGAAGCUCAUGGCAAAGACUCUCCGAAGGCCUCCUGGCAGCCCCGAAGAGCUGCUACGUUAUCGUUCUCGAAGAAGUGGUGAUGGUGUUGAGGGGGUGGAGAGAAGGUGGAAGCUCAAGUCGGCUGCAUCGACGCCCGCUAUCACCUGUAUUCGGCGCCCGCAACCCAGCACAAACCCCCUCAAACGUCAAGCAGCAGCCCGGGAGCUGAGAGCUUCUAUUAUGAUGGCGUUCAUUAGAAAUACAAGUCUCAUCUGUACGCUCUCCCGCUCACAAUGCUACGCCGCCGUCCGCGAUCCGCCGUUCGACACAUGUUCAUGUCGAGCACGAAGCACACGCUUCAUGGCACCCACUUCAUGACCUAGAAAACCUCCUAGUAGAGACCCUAAGCCUCCUAUACACCUCGCAAUUAUCCUCAUCAUCCUACAAGUUUCUGCGCAGGGCCACCGGGGCGACGUCCUACGCCCCUCGUCAACACCCCUCGAAGGUCACCGGGCUUCCCAAUGGCAAACGCGCUAUUUACGGCCCAUAUAAG